AUUUUAAUUGUUGCAAAAUAUGUAUUUUUAUAUAAAACUUGUAUGUUUAUUUGGUCUUUUCCUACUUAGAGCUUUAGCCAAAGAUAUACCCUAUGAUGUCAAUUAUAAUAUUAUAUUUGGGAAUCAACAAGUUGUAUCCUUCAACCAAGGAAGAGAACUUCAGAUUUCAAUGGACCAAUCUUCUGGAUCUGGCAUUGGAUCUAAGGAGAAUUAUGGUUCAGGCUUCUUUCACAUGAAAAUAAAACUACCAAACAGAGACUCAGCAGGAGUUGUUAUUGCUUUUUAUCUACAUUCAAAUACAUACAAUAAUGAUGAAAUAGAUUUUGAAUUUUUGGGCAAUAGAGAAGGCAAACCGUAUAGCUUGCAAACAAAUGUGUUUGUAAAUGGUGGUGGAAAUAGAGAACAAAGGGUGCAUCUUUGGUUUGAUCCAACUGCAGAAUUUCACAAUUAUAAAAUCAUGUGGAAUGAACAUCAAAUAGUGUUUUAUGUGGACAAUAUUCCAAUUAGGGUGUUCAAAAACAAUGAAAAUAUUGGAGUUGGAUAUCCAAAACAACCAAUGCAAUUACUAGCCACAAUAUGGGAUGGAGAUGGUUGGGCAACAGAUGGAGGAUUAACAAAGACCAAUUGGUCUUUUGCACCUUUCAAAGCUUAUUUUCAAGAUUUCAAAAUUGGUGGGUGCCCAAUAAUUAACUCAAAUACUAAUAAUUGCAAUUCACAAGGUUAUUGGUGGAACCAAAGAAAUUAUUGGAGGUUGAGUUCUUCACAAAGAAAAUUAUAUGAUGAAUAUAGAGUCAAUUAUAAAACUUAUGAUUAUUGUGAUGAUAUGAUUAGAUAUCCUACUCCACCCUUAGAAUGUGUUUCAUAA
Molecule: messenger RNA, 865 nt
Organism: Solanum stenotomum
Lineage: Eukaryota; Viridiplantae; Streptophyta; Magnoliopsida; Solanales; Solanaceae
Product: xyloglucan endotransglucosylase/hydrolase protein 2-like
Exons: 4
Coding region: 20-865 (281 amino acids)
Biological process (GO): cell wall biogenesis; xyloglucan metabolic process
Cellular component (GO): apoplast; cell wall
Molecular function (GO): xyloglucan:xyloglucosyl transferase activity; hydrolase activity, hydrolyzing O-glycosyl compounds
Source: RefSeq, a predicted model, not a curated record